This is a messenger RNA of Funneliformis geosporum, 1011 nucleotides long. The record is from the annotation of a GenBank genome assembly. Lineage: Eukaryota; Fungi; Glomeromycota; Glomeromycetes; Glomerales; Glomeraceae.
AUGACAAAGAAACGGAAAGGAGGAAAGCAUGAAAAUGAGCAACUUGAAGAACUUCCUACAAAAUUUAAUGGGCUUGAGAAGCCACAGGAAGUCUCAAAAGAUGGUUUACUUGCUUCACAGCCAUUAACAAAAAAAUGGAAGAAUAUGACAGUUCGAUCAUUCUGGACAUUUGUCAUGAUAUUUGGUUUUUUUGCCAUUUUGGCUUUAGGAACUAUAUGGGUCAUUCUUCUUGUAGUCGUGAUUCAAACGCUGGUAUAUAAAGAAGUUAUCGCAAUUGCACAUGUACCAAGCAAAGAGAAGAAAUUGCCGUGGUUUAAAACACUUAAUUGGUUCGUGCUGCCCGUGUCUUUGGUAAUAUGUAAUGAUAUCUUUGCGUAUAUGUGUGGAUUUUUCUGGGGUAAAACACCUUUGAUUAAAUUGAGUCCUAAGAAGACGUGGGAAGGAUUCGUGGGUGCCUGGAUUUGUACGAUAAUUUUCGGAUUUUUUUGGUCUUCCUUAUUAAGACGUUGGGAUUACAUGAUCUGUCCUGCUCAGGAUUUAACAACCACGGCAUUUUCGGGAGAAUUAAGGUGUGCCCCCAAUCCAGUGUUUAUUCCUCAAAACUACGAUCUAAAUCCUUGGUUAACUAGUUUAUUCAGGCGAAUAACAUUUACAGAUAUCCGAUCAGUUGGGAUCGCGCCACUCCAGUGGCACGUCUUGGUCAUGGCAUGUUUCGCUUCCCUGAUCGCACCAUUUGGUGGUUUCUUUGCGAGCGGAGUUAAGAGAGCAUUCAAAAUUAAAGAUUUUGGAGAUUCUAUUCCUGGACAUGGAGGUAUCACAGAUCGUAUGGAUUGUCAAUUCCUUAUGGGGUUGUUUUCACACAUGUAUUAUCAAAGUUUUAUCAAGACAUCAUCUUUGACAGUUGGAACAGUUCUUGAAGCAAUCAUUUCACUUGAUGAACAAGAUCAAAAGUAUCUUUAUGGCAAAUUAAAACAAUACUUAAUAAGUCAAGAUCUAUUGAAAGAGGAUUAA